CGCUCUUCCGUUCACGUGACAGUCACCCCAAUGAACGGUUCUCCUCCAUUCUCGAAACUCUUUUUUUGUUUCUCCCAAAGUCCCAUCCAUCACUAACAUCUAUCUCACUUCCAAGUAUCAAUCAAAAAAAACAAUCUCACUCCGAUCAUCGAAUCAAAGAGAACCGAUGCUCGCCUCGCCUGCUUAUUCCCGCGCUGCUUCCAGUUUCCCCCCGGCGCUCCACUCCUCUGGUAAUGUCUUCACCGGCUUCAUUCCCAUGGGGAAAGUGACCGGAGCUCCGGUUUGUACCCGUCGCUCAACGCUUAAGGUCACUUGUCGACGCGCACGAGAACGCGUGAUAGAGGAAGAAUCAUCUCAAAUGGCGGAAACUAAUAAACAAUCCUUCAAAGUUUCCUCUGGCGAGAAGUCUCCUCUUGGUGUCUCCCAAGUUGACAAAGGAAUCAACUUCGCUCUCUUCUCUCAGAACGCCACUUCUGUCACACUCUGCUUAUCACUUCCUCAGAGUGAUGAGAAGGAUGAUGUGGAUGUUGUGGAGUUGGUUUUGGAUCCCAGCGUAAACAAGACUGGAGACACGUGGCACAUUUUUGUUGAGGAUUUGCCACUCAGAAAUGUUCUUUAUGGUUACCGUGUUGAUGGUCCUGGAGAAUGGAACCAAGGGCAUCGCUUUGACAAUAGCAUUCUGCUUCUGGAUCCUUAUGCAAAGCUUGUUAAAGGCCGGAGCUUUUUUGGAGAUAGUAACCAGAAGUUUGCUCAGUUCUAUGGAACUUAUGACUUUGAGACCUCUCCAUUUGACUGGGGAGAUGACUACAAGUUCCCUAACAUCCCCGAGAAGGAUCUUGUUAUUUAUGAAAUGAAUGUUCGUGCUUUUACUGCGGAUGAGUCCAGUGGGAUUGAUCCAUCUACAGCAGGAAGUUACCUUGGUCUCGUUGAGAAGAUACCACACCUUCUGGAUCUGGGUAUUAAUGCAGUGGAGCUAUUGCCAGUCUUUGAGUUUGAUGAACUUGAGCUUCAGAGGCGUCCUAAUCCUAGAGAUCACAUGGUUAACACAUGGGGUUACUCGACAGUUAACUUUUUUGCUCCAAUGAGCCGUUAUGCUAGUGGCGAGGGAGAUCCUAUUAAAGCUUCCAAAGAGUUUAAGGAAAUGGUCAAAGCCUUACAUUCUGCUGGUAUAGAGGUUAUUUUGGACGUAGUUUAUAAUCAUACCAAUGAAGCUGAUGAUAAGUACCCUUAUACCACUUCAUUUCGUGGCAUAGACAAUAAGAUUUAUUACAUGCUUGAUCCAAACAACCAACUGCUUAACUAUUCCGGCUGUGGAAAUACACUGAACUGUAACCAUCCUGUUGUUAUGGAGCUAAUACUAGAUAGCUUAAAGCACUGGGUCACGGAGUAUCAUGUGGAUGGUUUCCGAUUUGAUCUUGCUAGUGUGUUGUGCCGGGACACAGAUGGAUCUCCACUCAGUGCUCCCCCACUCAUAAGGGCAAUCGCGAAAGAUUCUGUUUUGCCAAGAUGUAAAAUAAUUGCAGAGCCUUGGGAUUGUGGAGGAUUAUAUCUUGUCGGGAAGUUUCCAAAUUGGGAUAGGUGGGCUGAGUGGAAUGGGAUGUACAGGGAUGAUGUUAGAAGAUUUAUCAAGGGUGACUGUGGUAUGAAAGGAAGCUUUGCUACUCGGGUUUCAGGAUCUUCUGAUCUUUACCAGGUUAACCAGCGGAAGCCUUACCACGGUGUAAAUUUCAUAAUUGCGCAUGAUGGAUUCACAUUGCGAGAUCUUGUAACAUACAAUUCUAAGCACAAUGAAGCCAAUGGAGAAGGAGAAAAUGAUGGAUGUAACGACAAUUAUAGCUGGAACUGUGGUUCGGAAGGAGAAACUGGUGAUGCUCACAUCAAGUCCUUGCGUGUUCGACAAAUGAAGAAUUUUCAUUUAGCUUUGAUGAUUUCUCAGGGAACACCAAUGAUGCUAAUGGGAGACGAAUAUGGACACACCCGAUAUGGUAAUAACAAUAGCUACGGACAUGAUACUGCUCUCAACAAUUUCCAGUGGAAAGAGCUCGACACAAAGAAGGAGAGCCAUUUCAGGUUCUUUUCAGAGUUGAUCAAGUUCCGACAUUCACACCAUGUACUCAAGCACGAAAAUUUCCUCAGCAAAGGCGAGAUUACGUGGCAUGAAGAUAAUUGGGACAAUCCUGAGAGCAAGUUCCUAGCUUUCACGCUCCAUGAUGGUGUAAGCGGCCAAGACGUCUAUGCGGCUUUCAAUGCCCAUGACUACUUUGUCAAGGCUCUGAUUCCACUGCCACCGUCGGGAAAGCAAUGGUUCCGUGUGGCUGACACAAACCUCGAGUCACCGGAUGAUUUUAUAAAGGAAGGUGUGGCAGGCGUGGCUGAGGCAUACAAUGUGGCUCCAUUCUCUUCCAUCCUUCUCAAGUCCAUGUAAAAUAAAGCACAUCCUUGUAAAAGAUCCUCAAGUGUCUAUUUGAUUAAUAUGUAAAAUUCUAAAAUAGACGACAUUUCCAAUCAAAAGAUACAAUAUAUACAUUUAUAUAUCGAA
This is a messenger RNA of Brassica oleracea var. oleracea, 2539 nucleotides long. Its product is annotated as isoamylase 3, chloroplastic. Gene Ontology annotation, biological process: carbohydrate metabolic process. Lineage: Eukaryota; Viridiplantae; Streptophyta; Magnoliopsida; Brassicales; Brassicaceae. Gene Ontology annotation, molecular function: hydrolase activity, hydrolyzing O-glycosyl compounds. Bases 167 to 2425 code for a protein of 752 amino acids. The record is from RefSeq and is a predicted model, not a curated record. The transcript is spliced from 22 exons.